AUGAGCUAUGAUGAUGAAAGGAAGGCUGGAGACAUAGAGAAGGCCUCUCUAGCAGAUAUCCAGCCCGAGGCCAAUGGGGCGGCCUCCCCAACUGAGCUCCCUCCCUCGCCAGCUAAGCCCCAGCCAGAGGCAGCCUCCGAUGCACAGCUUGCUCCUGAAGACGACAAGACCUGUGAAAGAGAAAGUAAAACUAAGGUACACAGGACCAGUGUUAUACACAACACUUUCUCAGAGACGCAGACGCACACACCUGGAGCAGCGGCGUACAGGUACAGCUCUACAGCCAGAGCAGAAGAAACGAACUACAGCAACAACACGUUUGAGGUCACAGAAGCCAGUGUCAUGAGUUGGGUACGUAAAGCAGUGAAAGGUUUGACAAGUCCAUCUCAGAGUCCGGCCCCAGGCCCAAAUCCUGAAUUUGAUAAACCAUGGCGGGAAGUGACAUGGAGUGUGGAAGAAAAGAGCCAGAUUUUGAGAAAACUGAAGGAUUUACAGCCAGGUACUGCACAAGUCCGUGAGCUGAAGAUUCUGCUCCACGGCCCAGUCGGAGCAGGAAAGUCGAGUUUUAUUAACUCCGUCAACACUGUCCUCCAAGGAUACAACACCACCGGUGCACUGGCAGCGUCAUCAGCUGGUAAAAGCUUCACUGUAGAGUUUAAAUAUCACAGGCUGAAGAAAGAUAAGCCUGGAUCUUUCUAUCCAUUUGUCUUUACUGACAUCAUGGGUCUGGAACCAGAGGAUUAUAAUGGAGUGCAGACUGAAGAUAUAGUCAAAAUAUUACAGGGUCAUGUGAAAGGUGGCUACACUUUCAAUCCUUUUAAACCAAUCGAUAAAGACGACCGGAGCUACAUCAGUAACCCCGGCCUGAAAGAUAAAGUGCACUGUCUGGUGAGUGUUCUACCAGCUGACAAAAUCUCCCUCAUCAGUGAUGACGUUAUCAAGAAAAUGAAAACUGUUCGGGAAAAAGCUCGUGAAUUAGGGAUUCCUCAGGUCGUCAUCAUGUCACAAGUUGACAGCGUGUGCCGUCUAGUUCAGGAGGACCUGAGUAAGAUCUACACCAGCAGAAAAAUUAAAGAGAAGAUGAAGGAGUGCAGUGAUAGACUGGGAGUCCCGAUGAACUGCAUCUUUCCUGUGCAGAACUACCACGAGCAGGUUACCAACGACUUGAACAUGGAUAUUCUGAUUCUCAUGGCAAUGUCUGAUAUCAUUAGAUUCGCCAAUGACUAUGUUGAAGACCAGGUUUACAAUGCUAAUGAGUAUGCUAAAAACCAGCUUUACAAUGAAUAAUUUCCCCCAUGUGAUUGGUUCAGUCUCCAACAGAGAAGCAACAUGGAGCUUGAUAGUUUCAGGAAUUCACAAUACACUGAAACAGCAUGUUUAAUCUUUUGACUUUAUUAGAUGUGAUGGACAUGGAGUAUAUUUAUCUGUGCAUGUGAUAGGUGUUUUAUUGCCACUCAUCUCUUCUGUUAUUAUCGUUACUACUUUUUGUCUUAUUGGUUUAAUAAAGAUCACUUUAGGAUCAGUGAUAAGUCACUGUUACCUGGAGUGAGCUUUACUAUAAUCAUUAUGGGCUUUUGUAGAACCCUAUGUGUGUGCAUACAGGCUAACUUUAGACCUAAUUAUGGGAGGAUUUUUGACAGAGCUUCGGGGCUCACAUUACACUUCACCUUCAGCACUGGUCUUAGUGCACUUUUCAAAACUCAACAGAAAUACGAACUGAAAUACCAUCAGUAGUUCACAAUUUUCACCCAGUGACCAUAUAUAUGUGGGGUGGAUUGUAAGAAAAGUGAAAUAAAACAUGUCCGAUGCCCUCUAGUGGCUGGCUGCGAAACAAUAUUUUAACCCCACCGAUUAUUGUGUUAGUCAACAGGACACGUAGCAAAUUUUAAGUUACAUUUUAAGUUCCACAAAUUAUUUUCAGGAAUAGUGAUCUAUCAUUUUUACAGGCUCAGCUGACCAUGAGAUCUCCCCCACAUUUUUUCCGGUUUCAUCUGAGUCAUUUGGCGAUAAAUAAAAGGGGCGGGGUCGAUGAGACAGUGUUGGACAGUCGAGCCUCAUGAACAUCCAACACACUUUCCAACAUGGACCUGAAGCUCAAGCCAUGUCCUGUUCCUCUGUAAACUGUUCUAACAGAGCCUCAGUGAGGAGGUCUUUGCACUUUUUCCUUGUAUGUUGCUCAUUUUGAUGUCUUAGCUGUAGCUUGUUGUACUGAUAUUAUAACUAGCAAAUCAUGACCUUAGCAGAAACUCAGGGUAGCUUGGUAUUCAUUUUUAAAUUAAUUCCAGUGUCAGAAGGACCAGAAGAGUCAGAAGAGUGCGAUUCAGAUGGGUAUCUUACUGCAGGUGUCAGAGUUGAUGAAAAUCUUGAAAAGCAGUGAUUUUUUCUUUCUCAAAAAUAGUUUGUGUCGAGAGUAAAUGGUGACGGUUUAUAUUUAUGAUCGGUAUGUUACAUUAGUUACUUACAUGACUUUGAAUAAAAUGAUGGAUAAUGUCUGCUAGAUAAAGUCUAGACUGUAAACCUAGUCCAGUGUUGUGUUAACAGUUUUGUGUUCGGUAAAGCUGCGGAUCUGGAGGGUUCGUGGGUGUUUUUGGUAAACUGGGAUGUUUGGAUGCUGCCGUGACCCCCAUAUACUGUAAAUGUAAACAAUUUUAUUUCAGUAUAAAAAAUGAUACUGUAUAAUUACUACACUUGUUCUGAUCAGUAUGCUAAGAAAAAUAAAUGCAACAACAAAUACA
Molecule: messenger RNA, 2735 nt
Organism: Ictalurus punctatus (channel catfish)
Lineage: Eukaryota; Metazoa; Chordata; Actinopteri; Siluriformes; Ictaluridae
Product: interferon-induced protein 44
Exons: 10
Coding region: 1-1287 (428 amino acids)
Source: RefSeq, a predicted model, not a curated record